Molecule: messenger RNA, 2406 nt
Organism: Suillus discolor
Lineage: Eukaryota; Fungi; Basidiomycota; Agaricomycetes; Boletales; Suillaceae
Exons: 12
Coding region: 1-2406 (801 amino acids)
Source: RefSeq, a predicted model, not a curated record
AUGGUAGGCAAACCAUGUGAUGCAGAUGGUAUAUAUCUCCCUCCUGGCGCUCCUCCUCCUCCUCCUGAGAAUGUAGCCUCGGACGACUGGACACCCUUUCAUAGCCGUGCGGAAUUUGAAAUGGCGGAGUUUCUGUACACGCAAAAUCAGAUGUCGGCUGGUCAGAUCAACCGACUGUUGGACUUAUGGGCAUCUACCCUUGCAAAGCACAAUGACAGGCCACCAUUUGCAGAUCACCAGCGAUCUUUACGUGACGUAAAAUGGCAAUGUUUCAUGGUGGCCUAUGACGGUGAGAGACCCGAAAAUCCCAAGCCCUGGAUGGAUGAUAAGUACGAUGUAUGGUUCCGUGACCCAUGUGAGGAGAACGAUCAGCGUCAGUGGAAGGAUUUCAUGUCAGGCGACUGGGCCUGGGACCAGGCAGACGAAAUUGCUAAAGAUCCAAACAUGCUUGGCUCGAUGUUCGUCCCUAUCAUCCUCGGUAGCGACAAAACAACCAUUUCAGUCGGUACGGGGAAUAAUGAAUAUUACCCACUUAUGCGUCAAUCGGGAAUAUUUGCAACAACUUGUAUGCUAAUUUAUGGUCACAACACAUUCAUCCACUCUGCACUCACGCCUGCAUGCACAGCUACAAAAGAACAUGCGGAUGAGCCAACCUUCCGAAAUUUUCGUCGACAAUUAUUUCACUCGUCACUCUCGAAGAUUCUCAGUUCGCUUAAGCCAGGCAUGACGACACCCGAAGUCGCACGUUUUGGAGAUGGUCACUACCGGCGAGUUGUAUAUGGGCUAGGACCUUACAUCGCAGACUACGAGGAGCAAGUACUAUUGACGUGUAUUGUUCGCGGUCGGUGUCCUAAAUGUAUGGCACCUCGUGCCAAUCUUGAUCAAGACUCGUUGUGUCGUUGCCGUGACUAUGUAGAGGCGCUUAUUGAAGAAGGUCCCUUGGGUAACUUGUGGAAUGAAGCAGGGAUAGUUCCAGAACUUGUGCCAUUUACAAACGACUUCCCCCGAGCCGAUAUAUACCAAAUGAUCUCACCCGACAUCCUCCAUCAGCUCAUCAAAGGCGCCUUCAAGGACCACCUUGUGGAAUGGGUCGAAAAAUACCUCAGACACGUUCAUCCAAAACGACGCGCAGAGCAAAUUUUAGAUGAUAUUGAUCGCAGGAUUGCCACUGGACGUGGCUUCAAGCAAUGGACGGGAGAUGACUCUAAGGCCCUGAUGAAGGUCUAUUUGCCCGCAAUUGAGGGUCAUGUACCUACUGAUAUCGUGCGCGCCUUCCGUGCACUCCUAGAAUUUUGCUACCUCGUUCGCCGCAAUAUCAUCACAGAGGAUGUUCUAGUUGAGAUCGAAGAUGACCGCAAAAUCUUCAAGACAUCGGGUACUAUUCCUACCUUCUCGCUGCCUCGUCAACAUUCACUCAAGCAUUACAUACAAAAUAUACGACUUUUUGCUGCGCCCAAUGGCCUCUGCUCAUCGAUUACUGAGAAUAAGCACAUCAAAGCGGUCAAAGAACCUUGGAGACGAUCGAGCCGUUUUCGCACGCUUGGUCAAAUGCUAUUGAUCAAUCAACGGCUCGACAAAAUUUCAGCAGCACGAGUUGAAUUCACAUGUCGAGGGAUGUUAGCUGGCACCUGCCUCUCAGCAGCUAUGAAUGCCUUAGCUGCACCUUUGUGGAUUAGUAUUGAUGGGGACCUCGAAAUCGAUGAUGGACCAACCGUUUUACAAGCCUUCGUGCAGCUGGCAAAAACCCCCCAGUGGAAAAAGCAUGCUCAAACUGUCCCUGCACUCGCUGAAGAACUCAGUAUACCUCGCCUUCCCGACCUCCUUGCACAGUUUUUAUUCCAACAAUUACACCCUGACGAUCACCGUGACCCAUGUGAUGUACCUCUCGUGGAAUGUCCUCGCUAUCUCAACAAAAUAUUGGUUUUUAAUUCAGCCUCGUCACGCUUCUAUGCGCCCAGUGAUUUAAGCAGUAGCGGUGGCAUGCGCACUGAGCACAUCCGCUCUUCUCCAUCCUGGCGCAAUGAGCACUCGCGCUACGACUGUGUUUUUGUAAACACAGACUCUGAUUUACCUGGCAUGCGAGGCCUCGAGGUUGCUCGAGUUCGCACUUUUUUUUCAUUCAAGUAUCGGGGUAAUACAUAUCCCUGCGCCGUGAUACACUGGUUUGACAAGGUUGGCGACACUGCAGACGAAGAUACGGGAAUGUGGAUCGUUAGUCCCGCAGGUGGCGCAUCCAAGCAUGCUGUCAUUCAUGUCGACGCUAUCUAUCGUGCUGCGCAUCUCAUUCCGGUGUAUGGCAUGGAGUUUUUGCCUCAGGGAUUCAAAUGUCACGACUCGUAUGACGCAUUUCGAACUUACUACGUGAAUAAGUAUGCUGACCACCAUGCAUUUGAGAUUGCAUUUUGA